Messenger RNA from Linum trigynum, 1701 nucleotides. The record is from the annotation of a GenBank genome assembly. NCBI's taxonomy places the organism in Eukaryota, Viridiplantae, Streptophyta, Magnoliopsida, Malpighiales, Linaceae.
UAAGCAGAUUCGACCAUUAAUCUUUAACCCAUUUCAUCGUUAGAACCAAGGGCGAAACCGGGUGGACAAUCUUGUUUCAAGCACAUAAAUUUGUGCACUCCACCGGGAGUGGACUGGAACUCCAGUCUAUUACAAAAGAAGUAACCAAAUUAGUAACGACAGUACUGCUGAUGUCGCAUCUACUACCACAACUCCGAACCAGAGAAGGAAGAGGAUUCUAGUUAGUGGUGGUAACUAACUGGUAAAGCAGCAGUAAGCAUCUGACGUACUCAUAUUGGCAGGCAGUGCAGGAAGGAAUAGACAGGGGAAUCACGAGAAGAAGUGGAUUGAAGUCCUUGCAAGAAACAAUAAUGUGAGAUGCCAGCAGAUGGAAAAUAAAGGAGCAAAGCUAUGGCAUAUUGGCAUCCAUCCAUAUACUGUGUUUUUCUCCUUUCCUCUGUGUGUCUGUGUCAGAAAUGUCGAAUCUUAUGAUUCACUUGUCAAACUCAAUUCUUUCCCCCAGUCCCACCCACACAUUUCUCGCCUCCUGUCUUGGGCCUUGGCUUCUUCCCUUCUUCUCUUUAGUCUUUUCUCCCUUCCAUAAAAGGGCAGAUACCACUUUAGCCAACAGUCCAGAGAAUGCAGGAAAGUUACUCCGAGUGAGACCUUACUUCAAUCUGUGUUCUCGCACUCUCUACAGAACCGAAGAAGAAGAAGACUUUUAUCCAACAAUGUCGAGCACUGGUCCUACUCCUCCCGGCGAUCUCCGCAGUAUUCAGAAGCAUGUACUGAAGGUGAACAUUGACUGUGAAGGCUGCCAGAAGAAAGUCAAGAAAAUGCUCAAGAAGAUUGAUGGUGUGUACUCCGUAGAGAUAGAUGCAGAAACCCAGGUGGUGACCGUGUCAGGGAUUGUGGAUUCUGCCACUCUGAUCAAGAAGUUGAGCAAAGUGGGGAAGUUUGCAGAGCUUUGCUCUUCAGGGGAUCCGUCCAACAAUAGCAGCCGAAGUCAACUUCAAGCUCCUGCCCUUCAAGGGCAACAUAGCGGUCCUUUCCACAACGGCAGCCACAACACUGGGACUGGUUCUGCUAGCACGACAAACCCUGGGAAUUCGAAUGCUGUGGCCAUGGCGGGAGGCUUGGACAACAAUGGAGCUUCAUUAAUAAGGCCUCAUACAGCAGGGUUUCAUGGCACCGGUCACACUUCUUCCAGGUUUGCUGGCAUGCCACCAAGUUAUGAGCUGAAUCGCCAGCCAGCGAUGGCAAUUGUCAACAACCAGCAAGACUCGUACCACAACUUCCCGUCUGCAGACAUGAACAGCAACAACUAUUUUGGGAAUAGUGAUAUGAGGUUCCCUGCUCAUCAACCUCUGAUGAUGAGUCAUGCACUUUCGUCACAGCCUACUAUCGUUCCUAUGACCAAUUUUGAUUAUGGCCAUCAUGAGGCAGCGCAGCAGCUUUACCAUUACAUAGGAUAUCAAUAGGCUGAAUCAGCUCGUAGAUGUUAGUAAAUUCGAGUGUUCUUAGUUUACUUUCGGUAGUCCAAUCCUACUUAUCUUCUCAAUUAUAUGAUAGAUUGUAACAGAGAGUUGAAAGAGAGACAAGCUUUUUCUUAUAUAUUCGCCUUCCAACAUUGUCUAUGCUAUUGCUUGGUUCCCAGUAGCAGCUGCUGCAAGAGCUAGCACAAAGACUUUUCUCGCCUAAAACUAAAAUCUUAGCAAGUAU